AUGGCCUCUGGCGUGGGCAGCCUCAACAGCCUCGACCUGCUGGACCUCCUCUUCGACCGCCAGGAUGGGAUCCUCCGUGGUGUGGAGCUGGGGACGCCGCCAGGCGCCUGGCACGAGGACGGGCGUGCCCAGGAUGGCGAGGACUUCCUCAGCUCCAUCCUGGGCUCCGGGGACUCAGUGUCGGACUCGCCUGGGUGGUCCCCAGGCCACCGCCGCAGAGGGACCGCCUCUGACCAGCUCGACAGCCCCCCCGGGUGCUGUGAUGGGGGUCCCAGUGAGGUCCUGUACCCCUACGGCAACUCCUGCCGGGCUCUGCCCCUCCCAGGGCGCCCUGAGGUCCUGCAUCCCGAAGUCUCCAUCGACCUGG
Molecule: messenger RNA, 367 nt
Organism: Phaethon lepturus (White-tailed tropicbird)
Lineage: Eukaryota; Metazoa; Chordata; Aves; Phaethontiformes; Phaethontidae
Product: cyclic AMP-responsive element-binding protein 3-like protein 3
Exons: 2
Biological process (GO): regulation of transcription by RNA polymerase II
Cellular component (GO): nucleus
Molecular function (GO): DNA-binding transcription factor activity, RNA polymerase II-specific; RNA polymerase II cis-regulatory region sequence-specific DNA binding
Source: RefSeq, a predicted model, not a curated record